Vitis riparia (riverbank grape) is the source of this 1115-nucleotide messenger RNA. RefSeq lists its product as uncharacterized. The transcript has a single exon. The coding region runs from base 440 to 727 and encodes 95 amino acids. Lineage: Eukaryota; Viridiplantae; Streptophyta; Magnoliopsida; Vitales; Vitaceae. The record is from RefSeq and is a predicted model, not a curated record.
AAAAAUCCAACAUGCAGUCACACCCACACACUUGGAAACAAGCUCUGCCAAACCCUUCUCUUUUUCUUCUUUUUUCACUGUUUGCCACAUCUUCAACAUUCUGAUCAAACUCCCCUUGAAUGAAGCUUCCUCAAUCAACUUCCAAGAAGACCCACAAGUCAGACAAUGACCAGACUUGAGGCCCUCAAUGAGGGAAAGUGAGAAACUUCUCUGCUUCCACCUGGAGCACCUUUGGUUUUACUUUUAUUUUGCCCUGCACCACACGACACUAUUCAUUUGAAUAUUUUGUUAUCCAUGUGGAUCUAAGUUGGAUGAGUUGAAAAGUCAGAGAGGUCGGCUUCCCCUUUUAUAUAAGAGACUUUGCAUGGAGCAAUUUUCAUUCACUUCUCUCCGAUCCAAUCAGCCUUACAAAAUCAAUUAGUUUAGUUAAUCUUCAGCCAUGGCCUUUGAGAGCAGCUUAGCAGACAUGGUGUUGAAGGUGGGCAUGUUUGUUCUUGUCCAAGCUUUGGUUUAUCUGAUCCUUUCCAAGUCUUCCAACAUCUUCUCCAAGAACCCGAAGAGAUCUCACAGUUUCAAACCAGCCCGGUCUGUCAGUAUUCGUCGAGUUCUUGCUUGUCUUGCUGACCUACCCCCUGGAGGCGAACUCUCUCCUUCUCCUUCUCCAAAGGGCCCUCAGUUGCUUCCCCCACAAAAUUCAGCAACUGACCCUCAGACUCCCACAUCUUAAGAGACUUCCAUGCAUGGAUUUGUAGCAGAGCAGAAGAUUGCUGAUGGCUUGGCUUCUUGUGAUAGAUUUUAGGCGUGACUUGAAUUUGAUAUUUAUCUGAAUUUAAGCUAUUCUUUUGUUUUGUAAAUUUGGUAGUCAAUCUAAAUACCAUAUUAUAGUUUUGAAAAUUUUACUUAUUAAGACUAGUUGUAUGCUUUAAGGUAGUUGAAUUUCAAUGAUCCUUUUGAUGUUUUGGGGAAACCACCCAUAUCCAGCCUCUGUAUUCCCUUGUGCUUUGUAAUGGUAAACAUUCACAAUCUUGUGGAACCCAUGUACUGUGAUUUGGUGCUUGGUCACUGGAGCUGUUUUCUUAACAGUCCUCAUAUGAGAUGAAACCUCUUCCAAAUCA